AUGAGCAAAGAGCAUUGUCGCAAGAUGAAAGACAUGGACAAGAGCACACCAAGGGAUAUGGAGUAUGGCGCCAAGCGUCUAGAAGGUAAAGUGAUGCGGCUGCAAGGUGAAUUGAAUGCGCAGAAGGCAGACUUUGACCAACAGACGCAAGAACUAGAUGCCACACGCCAGGACAUGAUCAAGCUCAAGGGUUUGCACGCCAACAAGGAGCGCCAGAGCAGGACCGCACAUAAUGUUGAGCUUGAAGAAUUGGAUGGAGAGAACACAUUGCUUUGA
Messenger RNA from Ceraceosorus bombacis, 276 nucleotides. NCBI's taxonomy places the organism in Eukaryota, Fungi, Basidiomycota, Exobasidiomycetes, Ceraceosorales, Ceraceosoraceae. The record is from the annotation of a GenBank genome assembly.